AUGUUUCACCGCAUCACCCUUUCCAUUCUUUACCUUCUCUUCAUCUCGCUCUUCGCGUCUGCCACCCCUGUGACUCGCUGGAAAGGCCAAUGUGACGCUGGACCCGUCCAGUGCUGCAAUUCCGUUCAAAAAUCGAGCAAUCCCUCCGUCGCAAAGAUACUGUCAGGAAUCGCAGUCCCUCUCCAGGGCCUGAGCGUGCCCAUCGGUCUCACUUGUAGCCCUCUAAACCUCCUCGCCCUCGGCGGCAACAGCUGCGCUUCACAGCCCGUUUGUUGUGAGAAUAACAACUUCAACGGACUGGUUGCGAUCGGGUGCACACCCAUCGACCUUGGUGCUCUUUGA
Messenger RNA from Heterobasidion irregulare TC 32-1, 342 nucleotides. RefSeq names its product hydrophobin-like protein. Gene Ontology annotation, molecular function: structural constituent of cell wall. The record is from RefSeq and is a predicted model, not a curated record. The transcript is spliced from 3 exons. Gene Ontology annotation, cellular component: fungal-type cell wall. Lineage: Eukaryota; Fungi; Basidiomycota; Agaricomycetes; Russulales; Bondarzewiaceae. Bases 1 to 342 code for a protein of 113 amino acids.